This is a messenger RNA of Phycodurus eques (leafy seadragon), 5012 nucleotides long. RefSeq lists its product as uncharacterized. The record is from RefSeq and is a predicted model, not a curated record. NCBI's taxonomy places the organism in Eukaryota, Metazoa, Chordata, Actinopteri, Syngnathiformes, Syngnathidae. Bases 2247 to 3104 code for a protein of 285 amino acids. The transcript is spliced from 6 exons.
UCCUCGCUCAAGCAACGUGACCUGCCCACACUUUUCCCAAGUCCGCGACAUCCAUCUCAACACGACGUCUCUGUCUAUGCGUUGAGAUUUUUCGAUUUGUCUUUUUCAGGGUACUUUAGCAGCUGAAGUUUGACCAUCAGGAAGGCAAAGAGAAAACUUCUGGGGAAGGUGGGUGAAUUUUCAGGCUUUCCAGUCACGUGCGUGAGGACCUCAGUCCAACUCUGGGAAAGUUGCGAUCGCGCCAGUGCUAUACACGACAAUUAAACUGAAUGAAAGAAAUAGCCUCAAAAUUUGCAUGACAUUAUUGUUUUUACUUCUGCUAACCACAAAAAGUCCAAUUUUAUUUUUUUGCGCCGUUUGUUGUGUAUAAACAGCAUUACGCCAAAACCAUGCCAACGAAAAGUAUGUGAAAGGGAAAGGCAUGUGAGAAAGUUGAUAAACUUAAAAAAAUAUAUAAUUAAAAAAUAUAUAUAUUGCACAUUUUUCUUUGGUAUUUUUUGAUAACAUCCUGCAUUCAUCUUGCCAUCAAUUUUGACCAAGUUCCCCGUGCCUUGGUAGCUCACACAUCCCCAAAACAUCAGCAAUGUACCUCUAUGUUUCACAGUAGGAAUGGUGCACCUUUCAUCAUCGGCCUUGUUGACUCCUCUCCAAAUGUAACGUUUAUGGUUGUGGCCAAAACGUUCAAUUUUGCUCUCAUCACUCCAAAUGACUUCGUUCCAGAAGUUUUGAGGCUUGUCUCUGUGCUGUUUGGCAUAUUGUAAGCAUGAUUUUUUUUUUUUGUGGCAUUGGCGUAGUAAUGGCUUUCUUCUGGCGACUCAACCAUGCAGCCCAUUUUUCUUCAAGUGCCUCCUUAUCGUGUAUCUUGAAACAUCCACACCACUUUUUUCAGAGAGUCUUGUAUUUCAGCUGAAGUCAUCUGUGGGUUUUUCUUUGCAUCUCGAACAAUUUUCCUGGCCGUUUUUUUUUUUGUUGGUCGACCUGAUCGUGGUUUGGUUUCAACAGAAUCUCUCAUUUUCCACUUCUUCAAUUCGAGAUUGAACACUGCUGAUUGGCAGUCUCAGUUCCUUGGAUAUCUUCUUAUAUCCCUUUCCUGUUUUAUACAGUUCAAUUACCUUUUCCCGCAGAUCUUUUGACAAUUCUUUUGCUUUCCCCAUGACUCGGAAUCCAGAGAUGUCAGUGCAAGUUUCUGUCAGACACACACUGAUUACAAGCAGACAGGUAACAGGUGUAGAUGGUUACAUUUAGUAGCCAUUCGAACCAAUUUGUGUCAACUUGUGUGCAUGUUAUCAGGCCAAUAUCUCAAUGCUAUGUCAACUUUUGAUCAAGGUCAUUGGUGUAGUUUCUGUUGUCAUUAUGAUUGAAAAAGAGUGAACACAGUGGUUUGAUAAUAAAUGGCUUCACCCAAGCACUAACCAUGAGUGAAAGAAAGGUUUUUGUGUUAUGAUUCAUAGUUCUGAAAAAUAGCCAAGAAAUCAUACAUUCUGCCAGGGUAUGUAAAAUUAUGAGCACAACUGUAUUUUAGAUAAUAGAUUGGCUUGAACUUUCCCACAAAAUCCUUUCACGUUUAUUGUUUUCCAUCUGUUCCAACCAUCUGAAUCUAUUGUUGGCACUUUACACGACUAACUGUAGCUUUAAAAAUAAAAUCCCAAAACAAAAUUUUAUCUGCUAAAUUGUUUUGGGUUUUUUUCAGCAUUAGGACUGCAAUUAACAAUUAUUUUAAGAAUCAAUUAUCUGUCCAUUAUGUUUUUGUUUAAUUGAUGAAUCGGAUACAAAAAAUAAUUCCUUUAUUUAAAAAAAGAGGACAUUACUGUAUUUCAAAUUGGUCGCGCAGAAAAUUCACAAAGAUUCAGUGACUUGUUUGGUCAGGAAAUAGGCAAAAAUUAGGAACAUUGUUUUCCAAAGUAAAAGCAGAUGCUUGUAAAUGUCUUAUUUUGAAUGAACACAAAGAUAAUCAGUCUGCUUUAAUGGAGGACUAAAGAAAUAUGAGAUAUUUACUAACUCGAGAGGCUGAAAAACGAUUGAUCGAUUAUCAAAAAAAGUUGUCGAUCAAUUUGAUAAUCAAUUAGUUGUCGAUUAAUCAAUAAUUUUUUGCACCUUUUAGUCAGCACAUUUUUUUCAUGUAAUAUAUUUUUUGGGUCAAAAAAUUGUUGACAUGGAUCAAUAAAAGAUGGGAGGCACUGUAGUAGACAGAAUGGCGAUGCUAAAUUGUGAAUGUUUUUUUUCCUAUAGCAGUGGUUCUCAGUGGUAUGUUGGCUCCCCCUACUGCUGGCGUCAUGGGUCUACUGGACUUCCUGUGCUGGAGAGCUGCCACACUGCUGCUUCUGUUUCCCAACGGGCAGGAGUGCCUAUCGGUGCACAUCUCCAACGAGGAACCCCUGUACAUCAUCCCGGGCUCCACCCUGGUCCUGCGCGCCCACAUCGAGUCCGGCUCCCCGGAGGAGGUGUCGGCCGUCACCUGGGCGCGGGAGCCCGAGAGCGGCGCCCCCGACGGGCGGGCCGCGCUGGCCGCUUGUCCCGGAGAAAGCCCCCGGCUGCUCGUCCAGUGCGCCGCCGCCCGAGCCAACGUGCGCGCCAGCGUGGAGCUCCAGGCCAGCGUCCUGCACGUCAGCGAGUACGCAAAAGCCGACGCGGGCGUUUACGCCGUCACCGUGACGGGGAAGGCGGGACAAUCCAGCACGGCGCGUUGCAUCGUCAGAAACUACGAGGCGGUGCACCACGUGUCGGUGAGCAUCAACGUGUCGCAUUCGUCGCUGGUGUGCGGCGAGGCUUGGGGCACGGAGCCUCAGUUCAGCUGGCUGCACGAGCGCGACGCCGUCACCGGCAGCGUGGGCCGAGUCUCCACAGACGGCGCCACCCUGGUGGUCACCAAGGUGCCCAUCUGCGGACACUUCACCUGCGUGGUCAGCAACAAGCUGGGCUACAGCUCCGCCACGUACACGGCCGCACCGUGUGAAACGGACAGCAUCAGCGGGUCGACGGUGGCGAUUGUUUGCCUGGUGGUCCUGCAGAUCUUAGGAGGAGGCCUGGCAUUUCUACUGUGGAGGAGGUACCGGAAAAGGAACCGAGGAGACAGGCUGCGUGAACAUAUGGACGACAACAUUUAAAAAGUGCCCAGAAGCGGGAAGAGGAAAUCUACAUAAUGAAUUUGAGGAACUCUUUGUAUGGUCAUCAGCAGGACUUUCACUUCCAAUUUCACAUGGUGUAGUAGACUACAGGUAUAGCUACACUGCCUCCUGCUGGGCUACAAUUGACACUGUGUGUUUAAUACUGUCACUUUCUCCUAAUCUUUGUCUGCUGGGUGAUUUAAAAGGUAUAGAUCUUCCAAAUAAACAUGCUCAACCAAUAUUUGUAAUUCUAGCAAUCACUAAAAAAAAACAAAAAAAACCCCAAUACUGUUAAACUGGAAAGAUAAACAAGCUAUCAACAUUAACCAAUGGCAAAAUCUUGUCAUAGAGUAUAUAACACUAGAAAAUAUCUCUGCCAAAUGUAAUAAGCAAAUGGAUAACUUUAAGAAAAGUUGGUCACCUUUCAUUCUCUGCCCUUGCCGGUCCUCCAGUUUUAAUGCAUCAUACACCCAUCUGUGGGGGGAGGGCAGUGUUGGGCUUGGGUGGACACUCGGCCAGGUGUCCUGGCAAUCCGGCUUGCUCUCUGGCCCGCCAUGCUUUCCCCCCGCGGAUUUUUAAUGCACCACAUACAUUCGCACAUCCUUUGGGGUGCUGGUUGGCCUGUGUGGGGGUGACGGUUGCGGGUCAUUAUUGCCCUGUGACCCUCUCGCCUCACCCCCACCAGUCUCCCCAAUUUCAUUACACUAUAUCCCACCACACACACGAUCAGAGUACAGGGAUAACGGUUGCCAGGAGGGGACCUGAUAACCAUAGUAAUAGGGUGGGUGGUGGGUUUUCACAUUUCUCUUGGCUUGCCAACGUGGGGCCAAUUGGAUUCAAGUCUGGACAUUUACUAGGCCAUUCCAAAACCUACGUUUUGUUUUUCCAAGCCAUUCAGAAGUUGACUUGUUGGUGUGUUUUGGAUCGUUAUCCUGCUGCAGAACCCAAGUGCACUUCAGCUUGAGGUCACAAACUGAUGGCUGAACAUUCUCCUUCAGGAUUUUCAGUUAAUGAGCAGAAUGCAUGGUUCCAUCAAUCACAAUAUGUUGUCCUGGUCCUGAAGGAGCGAAGAAGCCCAAGACCAUCACACUACCACCACUAUGUUUGACUGUUGGUAUGACAUUCUUUUUCUGAAAUGCUGUGCUACAUUCACGCCAGAUGUAACGACACACACGCCUUGCAAAAAGAUCAACUUUCAUCUGAUCAGUCCAUAUUAUAUAUUCUCCCAAAGGCCUUGGGAAUCAUUCAGUUAUUUUGUUUUGCAAAAGUAAGACAAGCCUAUGUUCUUUUUUGUCAGCAGUGGUUUUUGCCUUGGAAGUCUGCCAUGGAUGCCAUUUUUGCCCAGUCUCUCCCUUAUUCUUGUAUCAUGAACACUGAUGUUAACGGAGGCAAGGGAGGCCUGCAGUUCUUUAGAAGUUGUCCCGAGUUCCUUUGUGGUCUCCUGGAUGAGUCAUUGUACAUUGUUUAUAAUCUUUUGUAGGCCGGCCACCCCUGAGAAGGUUCACCACUGUUCCAUGUUUCCUCCAUGUGAGGAUAAUGACUCUCCCUUUGGUUCGCUAGGAUCUUAAAGCUUUAGAAAUGUCUUUUGUCACCCUUUCCAGACUGCCCAUCCAUCCAUUCUCAACACCGCUUAUCCUGUUCAGGGUCGCGGGUCGCUGGAGCCUAUCCCAGCUGACUUCGGGCGAAAGGCGGACUUACGCCCUGCACUGGUCGCCAGUCAGUUGCACGGCAUAUAUAGACACAGACUCGCACUCACAUUCACACAGUCACUGAAUGGGAACGGAACCCACGCUGCCCGCACCAAAAUCAGGCGAGUGUACCACUACACCAUCAGUGACCCUUUCUAGACUGAUUGAUGUCUAUUCAUUUCUCAACUGUUCUGGAAUUUAUUUGAUCGUGUCAUUUUGU